Sphaerulina musiva SO2202 is the source of this 1388-nucleotide messenger RNA. RefSeq names its product glycosyltransferase family 25 protein. NCBI's taxonomy places the organism in Eukaryota, Fungi, Ascomycota, Dothideomycetes, Mycosphaerellales, Mycosphaerellaceae. The record is from RefSeq and is a predicted model, not a curated record. The transcript has 2 exons. The coding region runs from base 86 to 1321 and encodes 411 amino acids.
CUGAUGAUCCUCUGCUGAUCCAACUUGGAGACUCUCAUCUUGCGAUACUGUCGCCCGAGACGUCCUUUCUAUACACAUUGUCAAUAUGAGCGAAAAAAUGGCUUUUGCGCACAGUGUGCCACCGUCUGUCACAUGGAGGGAUGCUCGAGGCAGUCGAAGGGUAUGGUUGACUGCCCUGGCAGCUCUUCUGGUUCUGGGGACCCUAUAUUCAUUCUCCAGCCAUCCGAUUCCCUCUAUGCACGCUUCGGACGCCCUUCUGGACACCGUGAUGAACGAGACCCUUGGAUUCCAAAAGAUAUUCGUCAUCAACAUGCAUACGCAAAGAGAUCGCCAGGACCGGAUGCUACUGGCUGCGAAACUGUCGGGGAUCAAGGUGGAAUUCAUCGAUGCAGUCACCACAGAUCAAGUGGACGAGAACUUUCGUAAUAUUGUUCCACCUGCGGACAAGGGCUUUGAUGCCAAAAAGCUAAAGGACAAAGCAUACGCGAGUUGGCGGUCGCAUGUGAAUGCUAUCAAAGCAAUCGUGGAGCAAGACUUGGGCUCAGCUUUGAUCUUGGAGGACGAUGCCGACUGGGACGUGCGCUUGAAGACUCAGUUACGGGACUGGGCUAUUGCGACGCGGCAGCUGGUGCAGCCUCGCAUGGGAACUACGGACCAGUAUCUGGAUCCCACCUACUCCAGAGCGAACUACACCAAGUACAAUGAGCCCAUUCAGAAAGGAUUGAACUACACAGAAUGGGACAUCCAGAGUCCUCCUGGCCAGAUUGUACCGCCGACCGACUGCGCCUAUGGCGAUCUGAGUCGCUGGGAUGUGCUCUGGGCGGGACAUUGCGGUCAGCGGCUUGCCAUGCCCGGUUCUGAAUGUCUCAAGACCCCUCUCGGUCGAGUCGCCAUGUUCGACGACGAAACAGCGGUAUCAACGCAACACUUUGCCAAUUACUGGUCCGGCAGCGACUACAAGAACACGUACAAGAACCAUACCCGCCUCACGUCUUGGUCUUGCGCCCAGGUGUGUAAUACCGCCUACGCCAUUUCCAACCAAGGUGCCAAGAGGCUCUUCUACGACUAUUCCAUGAAGAGAUUCGAUGGUAUGGCGGAUGCCAUGCUGCGGCAAAUCUGCGAUGGCACUCAUACGUUUGAUUUGAGGACGUGCUUGAGCGUCACUCCGCCACUGUUUAAUCAGUACGCCAGAAAGGGUUCUUACUUCGACAUUACCCCCAACAUUCGAUGGAGCACGUUGAAGAAUAUCCCUCAACUCACAGAAGGAUCGACGAAUUUCAUUGAGUCGUGGCCUGAUAAUUCGACCAAGCGCGGUCAUUGAGUAGGCUCUCCUCAUAUAGAUACCUAUAUAUGUAUUGACUUAUUAGCGGGAUACAUUUCCAGAUCAC